AUGACGUCACGCACAGCCAGUAGAAACAUGGCGACGAAGAGUCUCCGUCAGCGCAACAGACGGGGAAGCAAACAGGACGCCAACAACGUGAACAACACACCUACUCCUGACAACCGAGCCACAAAAGACGACAAAUGUGUUGAAGACAACAAGUCCAGUGACCCCCGAAAUGAGUCAUCCGGUAAGGCAGGUCAGGUUUGGGCUCCUGAGGGCUCCACAGCCUUCAAGUGCCUGGUUUCAGCCCGCUUCUGUGCUGCACUGCUCAGUAACAUCUCUGACUGUGAUGAAACCUUCAAUUACUGGGAGCCAACUCACUAUUUGCUCUAUGGAACAGGGAUGCAGACAUGGGAGUAUUCCCCAUCCUACGCCAUUCGUUCCUAUGCGUAUCUCUGGCUCCAUGCCCUUCCUGCCUGCUUUCAUGCCAAAAUAUUACAGACAAACAAGGUCCUUGUGUUUUAUUUCCUGCGCUGCAUGUUAGCGUUUGGCUGUUGUGUGUGUGAGCUCUACUUCUACAAGGCUGUGUGUAAGAAAUUUGGCUUGCAUGUGGGACGGCUUCUGCUGGCGUUCCUUGUCCUGAGUGCAGGGAUGUUCUGCUCCUCUGCAGCUUUCCUGCCGAGUACUUUUUGCAUGUACGGUACAGUGGUAGCUAUGACUGGCUGGUUCCAGGGGCGUCCGAGUCUGGCUGUGCUGGGUGUUGCAGCAGGGGCCAUAGUGGGCUGGCCCUUCAGUGCGCUGCUGGGUAUACCCAUUGCCUUUGACCUGCUGUGGCUGAAGAAGAAGUGGAAGAGUUUUAUCAUGUGGACACUGGUGGCAUUGCUGCUUUUUCUGGUCCCUGUGGUUAUAGUAGACAGCUACUACUAUGGCAAGCUGGUGAUUGCUCCUCUGAAUAUAAUAAUGUACAAUGUAUUUACUCCCCAUGGGCCAGAUCUUUAUGGCACAGAGCCCUGGCAUUACUACUUUGUGAAUGGUUUUCUAAAUUUCAACAUUGUAUUCGUGUUGGCCCUGUUUUCUCUUCCUCUCACGGCGCUUAUGGAGGCACUGCUUCAAAGAUUCAAUGUUCAGAACCUCGGCCGACCGUACUGGUUAACUUUGUCUCCAAUGUACCUGUGGAUGCUGGUGUUCUUCACUCGUCCGCAUAAAGAGGAACGCUUUCUGUUUCCCAUCUACCCUCUCAUCUGUCUGUGUGGGGCGGUGGCGCUUUCCUCAUUGCAGAAGUGCUAUCACUUCAUAUUCCAACGCUAUCGUCUGGAACACUACACCAUCUCCUCCAACUGGCUGGCUCUGGGCUCUGUGCUGCUGUUUGGAGUGCUUUCACUGUCCCGAUCUGUGGCCCUCUUCAGAGGCUAUCAUGCACCACUGGAUUUGUACCCAGAGUUUCAUCGCAUUGCUAAAGACCCUGCAAUCCACACUGUUCCAGAGGGGAGACUGGUCAAUGUUUGUGUCGGGAAAGAGUGGUACCGCUUUCCCAGCAGUUUUUUUCUGCCUAACAACUGGCACCUACAGUUUAUCCAAUCAGAGUUCAGGGGUCAGUUACCAAAGCCAUAUGCCAUGGGUUCUGAUGCCACCUGGAUCAUCCCAUCAGACAUGAAUGAUCAGAAUCUCGAGGAGACAUCACGAUACGUAGAAUUGAAGCAGUGUCAUUACCUGGUGGAUCUGGCAACAGAAACUGAAGCCCCUCGUGAACCACGAUAUGCCGCGAACAAAGAGGAGUGGAGCAUUAUUGCUGACAAGCCUUUUCUAGACACUACCAGGUCCUCCAGACUUCUCAGGGCCUUUUUUAUCCCAUUUCUGUCUGAGCAAUACACCACCUACAGCAGAUAUGUCAUCCUCAAACCGAGACGACCCAAACACACGCGGAAGAGACCACAGGCCUGACCUGCCAUUCCUUCUCUUUUCCAUCAUGGCAUUCCUCUAUCCGUCUUCUUUCCUGCAGUGCUUCCUCAUUUGCUUCCGAGAUGUUCCUGCUCUUUCUGUGCUCAUAUGUGUGUGAUUUGUGUUUAAGUGUGAGCAAGGGAGUGUUUGUUUUUGACCAUCUUUGCUAUGAAGCCAUGCAGUGUCGACCUGUAUGUAGACAUCAGAUCCAGCACAGAGCAUGGAUGCCUUACCCAUCAUCCCGAUCCUCUCUGAUUCAUUCCAUGCCUUCAGUUUCUUUAGCCCUGCUCGGGCUUCUCUGCAGCGUUUCAGAAGAGCUCCGUUUAGACGACCCUUUAAGGACUUAAUGUCCCUUAUUUGUUAUGACCUCAUCCUUGAUCUGGGACAAUGAACUGUUUCUCCAUGAAUUCAGACCCAAACCAGAUCUCACGUGUUAUCAUCCAGAGCCAUGAACUGCUCUUCAUUCGUCCUGUUGGAGCCGUUGGGUUUAGGCCUUCUUCAGCAUCUCAGGAUGAAAGUUGCACCAAAAACUCUCUCGGUUCUGUCAUCUGUGGAAGUGGACAUUGACUAUGAGGUCUGACCGCAGACCAGGACAAUUGAGUGUUUACAUUCCAAAUCAUGUCUGUCAUAUCAUAUCAGUGUUAACUGUGAUGGAGUGUAAUAAAAGAAGGCUGUCUUAAUGUG
Messenger RNA from Danio aesculapii, 2556 nucleotides. RefSeq names its product ALG9 alpha-1,2-mannosyltransferase (gene alg9). Lineage: Eukaryota; Metazoa; Chordata; Actinopteri; Cypriniformes; Danionidae. Gene Ontology annotation, molecular function: alpha-1,2-mannosyltransferase activity. The record is from RefSeq and is a predicted model, not a curated record. The coding region runs from base 1 to 1875 and encodes 624 amino acids. The transcript has 15 exons. Gene Ontology annotation, cellular component: endoplasmic reticulum membrane. Gene Ontology annotation, biological process: protein N-linked glycosylation.